AUGGAAUGUAAUGGAAAGGAAGGAAUACGCGGCCAGCAUGGCACAUGGACCACGGGGCACACUGAUUCAGGUGGUAUCAACCAAAUUGCUCCAACUGAUACUCCUCUCCGUCAAUAUUUGGAUGGUAGUGGAAUUCGUGCAAUAGGAGCACAAUGUGUAUGUAGUGGUGCAUUAGUAUGCAAACAGGAGGGAAUCAUUAAUGGAAUUUGUGCACGACGAGAAGUGAUAGAAAUGGAAUCUGAACCAUCUUUUCCAGCUGAAAUGAGGGAGUUGUAUAAAAUAGGUCCUAUUUCAUGA
Echinococcus granulosus is the source of this 297-nucleotide messenger RNA. RefSeq lists its product as hypothetical. The record is from RefSeq and is a predicted model, not a curated record. The coding region runs from base 1 to 297 and encodes 98 amino acids. Lineage: Eukaryota; Metazoa; Platyhelminthes; Cestoda; Cyclophyllidea; Taeniidae. The transcript is spliced from 2 exons.